CCAGAGACAGAGUAGAAAAGGAAGCCAGGAACCUGUCAGCCUCGUGUUCCCUUUCGUUCCUUCUGCUUCUGCCAUAGCACGGUGGCUCCACGCCCCUCUCCUUGUGCUUCGUGUGUGUCUCCCUCGCUAUAAGUACACAGCACUCUGUCUCAUAGACACACCAAGAAACAUCAGUGGUUGUCACCUGCGAAGACACUGCAACUGCUUGUAGGAUGGCCAUGGAGAAGGCUUGGAAAGCGAGAGAUGUCGCUGGUGCUUUCAACAUUGAGGUGGUGGAUGAAGAGGAGGAUGCUGUGCCGGCGAUACCGCCGCCGCAGACGCCGUUGGAGCCCAUGGAGUACCUGUCGAGGUCGUGGAGCGUGUCGGCGUCGGAGAUUUCCAAGAUUCUUAUCAGCGGGAGCAAGAAGAGCGGCGUUGCAGCGAGCCGGCUGCCGGAGAUGGCCAUACCGGAGGACUCCGUGCUUGCGACGUCCAUCGUUCCUCUUCCGUGUCAUCAACAGCAUAUGGACACAAGAAGGAAUUCCAUGAGCAGACACCACCAAUCGAUCGGCAAAUGGUUCCAAGUCCACUUCCAAGUCCACCACAGGGAAACGUGCCGUGUCAAGCAGAGCGGCAAGGAGAAGCAGCGCGCUGAGAAGGCUCACGUGCACGCCACGGUGUCCGUGGCCCGGGUCGCGGCCGCGGUCGCCGCCGUCGCGGCAGCCACGAGCUCCGACAUCCAGACCUCCAAGAUGGCCGCUGCCAUGGCGUCGGCCACUGAGCUGUUAGCUUCGCACUGCGUCGAGGCAGCUCAGCACGCGGGGGCGCGCCAUGAGCAGGUGGCCUGCGCCGUAGAGGCCGCGGUUGGCGUCAGAAGCCCCGGUGAUCUGAUGACGCUCACGGCAGCAGCGGCAACCGCUCUACGAGGAGCUGCGACGCUGAAGCAGAGAGUGCAGCGAGAGACGAGGAGCAAUGCAAGUGUUCUUCCGUACGAGCAGGGCCGUUCUUGGAGCCCUGAUAUAUGGUGCAAGGAGGGGGAGCUGCUGAAACGCACAAGAAAAGGUACUGUAAAAAGGGAUUUACACAGGUACCGAGUAUCUAUCUACAUCAACAAGAGGUCUCAGGUCAUGCUGAAGCUGAUAAGCAAACACAUAGGAGGUGCACUCUCAAAGAACAACAAGAGUGUGGUUUACGGCGUAUACAGUGACCUUCCAACUUGGGCUGAGCCAGGGAAGGACUCCAUGGAGGAGACAUGCUGCUUCGGCCUGAGCACGGCACAGGGCCUGGUAGAGUUUGAGUGUGAGAGCAGCAUUAGUAAACAGAAGUGGGUAGACGAUGUGCAGAACCUGCUUCGUCAAGCUGCUCUAGAUGACAAUGUAGGAAAUAAACUGGGAUCACUAAUGCUCAGCUAGUUCAGAUUUAUACAACCAUCUUCGUUGUGGCAGAUGGUGUGUUAUAGAAUGUGCCUUACAUCACCAAUGUAAGGGGUACAUAUUGAUGGUGCUCUAGUCAGGAAUUGUAUACUGUACUACAUACAGAAUAUGACGGGCUAAGAAUAGAUUAUAUAUUUUGUCUA
Messenger RNA from Phragmites australis (common reed), 1555 nucleotides. Its product is annotated as VAN3-binding protein-like. The coding region runs from base 213 to 1391 and encodes 392 amino acids. The transcript has 6 exons. Gene Ontology annotation, biological process: auxin-activated signaling pathway; phloem or xylem histogenesis; leaf vascular tissue pattern formation. NCBI's taxonomy places the organism in Eukaryota, Viridiplantae, Streptophyta, Magnoliopsida, Poales, Poaceae. The record is from RefSeq and is a predicted model, not a curated record.